AACUUGAUGAGCGCAGCUUAUCUACAGCACAAAAGUCUGAAGCGUAAGCUCAUAUUUUCUAUUCCUUAUUCGCUUGCAGAUUGAGCAAAAGUUUGUCGGAACUAUUGUUUUAUGGCGACGGCGACAGCAACAGCGACUGUAUCAGUGGCCGCCGCAGCUGCUUCUAGGAUUAUAAGAGGUCGCGGAUUGAGUCUGGGCGUCUGCAGUCGCCUGGGAAUCAAUAUGGUUCGCAAUCGUUCAUUUAUUAUCAAGACCGCGACGCCCUUUUCACCAAGGCACCAUCGCUUCUCCUGUUUUUGCACCAUUGCUAAUGUUAAUGUGAAUGCGGAAGAGCCCACAUCAGUUUCCGCCGGCACUACCACCACGAGCACCGUGUCUGAAUCGGAAUCGAAUAAGGAUGGUGGUAGUAUAAGAGAUGCAGCCAACAUGCUCGACGUAAGGGUUGGCCGAAUCAUCAAAGCUUGGAGGCAUGAGGAGGCAGAUACCCUUUACGUGGAGGAGGUAGAUGUGGGCGAGGCUGAACCACGUAUCAUCUGUAGUGGGCUUGUGAAGUACAUCCCUCUCGACCAUCUCCAGGAUAGGAAAGUGGUGGUGCUUGCUAACCUUAAGCCCAGGAAUAUGCGUGGGGUGAAGUCAAGUGGAAUGCUCAUGGCUGCUUCUGAUGCUUCUCAUGAGAAUGUUGAGCUCCUUGAGCCUCCUGAAGGUUCAAUUCCAGGGGAAAGGAUUUGGUUUGGCGCUGAAGACGACCAACAAAAUCAACCUGAUCCUGCCACUCCUAACCAGGUUCAAAAGAAAAAGAUUUGGGAAUCAGUGCAGCCUCAUCUCAAGACAGAUGAUUCUUGCGUGGCUAUGCUUGGGGAGCAUUUGAUGCGGACUUCUGCAGGUGUGGUGGGUUGCAGAUCUCUGAAGAAUGCAAAUAUCUCUUGACUGAGCUUGAAUUCACUCCACUUAGUGUUUCACUACUUCGUGGUACAAAUUUUUUCAUGGCUUCCUUUUCUUCUUCCUUGUCUUGCUCGGCAAAGUUAAUGUUGAUAUUAGCGUGCGUUUGCUGCAAAUUCCUGAUGCUCAUGGGUUUAUCAACUGUGUUUUGUCCUUAUGGUGACAUAUCUUUGAAUUAUUUACGAGUUAGUUCAGACAGACUUCUUAUGUCAGGUUGUCAAUAGAAAAUGGAAUUAACCUUCUUAAGAAAAUCCUGUUAUUAUAGUAA
Molecule: messenger RNA, 1207 nt
Organism: Manihot esculenta (cassava)
Lineage: Eukaryota; Viridiplantae; Streptophyta; Magnoliopsida; Malpighiales; Euphorbiaceae
Product: tyrosine--tRNA ligase, cytoplasmic
Exons: 3
Coding region: 112-927 (271 amino acids)
Molecular function (GO): tRNA binding
Source: RefSeq, a predicted model, not a curated record